Lytechinus variegatus (green sea urchin) is the source of this 5031-nucleotide messenger RNA. RefSeq names its product homocysteine-responsive endoplasmic reticulum-resident ubiquitin-like domain member 2 protein (gene herpud2). The transcript is spliced from 7 exons. NCBI's taxonomy places the organism in Eukaryota, Metazoa, Echinodermata, Echinoidea, Temnopleuroida, Toxopneustidae. The record is from RefSeq and is a predicted model, not a curated record. Gene Ontology annotation, biological process: endoplasmic reticulum unfolded protein response. Bases 745 to 1992 code for a protein of 415 amino acids. Gene Ontology annotation, molecular function: protein binding.
CUUCAGUUACGAUACGUGUUUAUUUUUAUUUCAGAAGGAAACAAGGAUAUAAGGAAUUGAUAAGUGAUCUUGGGAUUCUUGCGGAUUUGUCUGACGUUGGAAUAUUACUAGUACUAGACUGAGUGAAUCUUGGCAGUAUAUUUUCAUGAUUUCAUGUGUUUCAGAAAAGGUAUUUUCCUUCAAAAAACUAGUUUUCUUUCUUGGUGUGUUUCUGCCGGUGCGCGGUGGCGGUGGCGAAACUGUGAAACAAAAGGGAUUCAUCGCACGUCGUCAGCGGUAGGUCACGUCAGCGUACCGGGUACCCUGGCCCUGUCGGCUGCAGAGCUCAGAGCUCGUUCAUUCGAGGAUCUAAUAAUUAUUUUUGGCAGUGCAUCGAGGCUCAGAUUCAGUUGGGGAUUGGAACAUCAGUGAGCAUUGUCCAUUGAGCCAACGAAAUCUAUAUUUAUGCCAGACCUCCACGAUUGGAUUUUUAUUAUACCAGUAGUUCACAAAGUAAUUUAACACCAAACAACAGACUCCAGACAUUAAAUUUGUGAAGACAUGUAAUGAAAAUAUGAGCGAAUGAAGAAGUGACAAGAAAAGAGGAAACUUCUAACAAUUAAUUUUCAUGUAAAUGUCUGCCCACCCCCCAAGUCUGUUUUCUAUUUUGAAUAAAAAUAGCUAACUUCGUUAAAAGAGGUCUAAGUCGUCUAACUGAUUAUUUGGUUCUUGACCAAGCGAAAGGCAAAAUUUCCCUAAAUAAACAUGGAAACUCUUGUAGGCUCUCCUUUGACUCUUGUUGUAAAAGCUCCAAACCAGGAGAUAGGUGAUCAAACUGUUGAAUGUUUUCUUGACUGGACAGUAAGGAAGCUGAAAAAACAUUUAUCUGCUGUUUAUCCAACCAAUCCUAAUGAAAGAAGUCAAAGAAUUAUAUACUCUGGAAAGCUUCUCCAAGACAACUUGCUGCUAAAGGAUGUCUUACAUGUACCAUCGAACAAUCCUAAGGAGAAUAGAUGUACAGUUCACUUGGUCUGUACACCACCCCCAGAGGAACUAGCCAAGAGAGAAACAAACAAACAGAGUCAAGAAACAGUACUAUCAAAUAAUGAUGGUCUUAGACAACGGACAUCAACACAGCGCGUCCCUCAACCUGAACAGCCGUAUCAAAAUGCUUUUCCCAAUGCCACGUCUUUGCCUUCAACAUCUGGCUCGGUCCCAGUGCCUCAACCUGGCGUCAUGCCAAACUCUUCCAUGUCUACUGCACAAAUGCAAUGGAUGCAACAUGUGUAUGCCCAGCAGAUGGCUGCCUACAUGCAAUAUGCGAGUAUGAUGGCAGCAAGUAGUGGUGGGAUGCAGGCCGGUUGGAACCAAGCUUAUCCAAUGACAUCAUCACCAUGGUUACCACCUUCAGUACCUCACCCUACUACAUCAAUUAACCAACCACAACCCAACCCAGCCCCUGGUCAACAAGCUGAAGCUGCCCCGGCACCUGCUCCCGCUGCUGCUGCUCCCGCCCCUGCUGCUGCUGGCCCACCCCCACAGAGGAUGAAUGUAGGUGGUGGUCAGGCUGGUGAUAUGGAUGAGGAGGGAGUGAGACGGGAUUGGUUGGAUUGGACGUUCACUCUAUGUCGGUUUGGAAUCCUGCUGAGCAUUGUCUAUUUUUAUUCAUCUAUUCAUAGAUUCUUGAUGGUUGCUGGAGCUGUGUUUGUUAUGUACUUAUAUCAAGCAGGAUACUUUCAGUUGAGACGGAGACAAAGAGCAAGACCACCUGUAACCCCACCCCAAGAACAACCCCCAAGGGAGGAAACCCCACCCAAUGAUGGACAACAAGAUGAUCAGCCUGAGGAAUCGGAGAGCAGUACUAGUGGCAGUGAUGACGUUGAUGGUAAUACAGAAGAUGAACCAGUAGAACCUCCCCGGCCUGGUAUGCUAGUUACAGUCUGGAUCUUUGUCUCUACAUUCUUUACAUCAAUACUUCCUCAGGGUCCUCCUCAACAGUUUCCUGCAAACUAAUAAACUUGCAGGGACCUCCUGAACAAUUCCUUAUAUUGUGGACAUUCAGGGCAUUGCCUGUGUAUACUGCAUCAUUUAGACCAUCUCACCAUAUCAUGUCAAAUCAAGGCUGGAUCGCAGGGAUCCACUCAUAUUUUCUUCUGAUGAACUCUUUAAACGAGUUACCAGCGGGAAACAAGUAACCAUCUUUGUUCUCUGUGACAGCAGUCCUUGCGUUAGAACAAGAUGACAAGAUGGAAUAUUCUAGGUGGAGGUUUACCUAUUACAACUUGAAGAGAACACCCUGUGGAUUUUGUAUUUUUCUAAUCUGAAGUUACAGUAACCAUGUCGAAGAUUGAAUUGGAUUUGAAAUUCGCCAAGUGAAGUUGGCGUUCUAUAAAUCAUGUUAAAAAAUUUAUUUCAAGGCCUUUCUCUUUUCACCUUUAGGCAGCUAUUAUUGCACAGAAUAUUUACUAUAAACCAGAUUGGAAUGAUCAAUUCUUCUUGGUGUUUUGAUUUUUUUUUGAAAGAAGAUUUCUAUUUAUAGAAUGGUUAAAAAUUCUAGUUUCUACAGUUACUCUGCAGUGGUCUGUCUGCUUAGUGGUUUGAUUGUUAAUUUUGCCAAUACCAUGCAGAGUUUUAUUUUACAAAAGAAUGAUUUCAUUUAUUCACAUGUAGAAGUACUCACUUUCCUUUUAUUCUGGAAUUGUAAAUGGUUUGUAGGUGAAAGACAUUCCAUAUUAAUGUGUUUGAAUAAGAAUUAAGAGUAUACCCCUUAUUUAAAGUUUACCUUUCCAGUCACUGUCUCUGACCUUGUCAGUUUAUCAGCUUGACUUACCUGUAAAUCUAAAUGUAGAGAACUGGUUAUUCCUCUUUUAUUUCCUAGAUGAUUUCAGUUAGUCUGUUUGCUUAUGUUCAGACAAUAUAGAAAUAAGAGAAAUAUUUUUCUUCCUUUAGCUCUAAAUUUCAAGCAUACAACAUUGUAUAGUGUUCAUGAUGCUUAAGCAUGUACUUUUGUUCAUAUGAAAGAAGGGUUUGUGUACCAUGACUUUGUUGUGUUUUCCCUUUUUGCCAUUUUAUAUCUCAAAAUUAUGGGAAUUUUUUAUCAUAAAGAUAAGAAAACAAUAUUCUGGUAUACAAAUAAUCUGAUGAGUUAAAAAAAAAGAAGCAUUUUGUUGUUACUUAAAAUCAACAUGAAUUUACCUUUAUUGCUCAUGUGUUAUGUGAAGUUUUGGCAUGGCAUCGAGGCAUAUUUUCCUUCUUGAUUUUAUUUUUCACCACUUUCUCUGUGUAUUACUUACUAGUACUUUAGAUAUUGCACUGCUUCAUAAAAAAAAAGAUUAAGAUUAAUGGGAAUAUGAAGUACUGAUAUUGAUGCUAAAAGCAAGUCGUAUCGUUUGAACGUACAAUUUCUUCCUUUUUUUCUAUUGUAGAAGUGAUAAAAUCAGAUUGUAAUGUCUUAAAAUAACAGUAUUUUGCAUAUUAUGCUACUAAUCACUAAUGCUAUUUUCUAUGUCCAUAUGUACAAUCUAAGAGAAAGAUAAGGAGAAAAUUAAAAUUGUUUUGAAAUUUCAAGUAAUUAGACACCCUUGUUGAAAUAAAAUCUAUUCUUUAGUGUUAGUAUGUAUAUGUACAGUGGUUAUAAGUGGAACUUCCUUUAUAUUUAUGUAUUCAACUAUUCUUUUGUCCAUGUACUUUGUAUUGGCUAAUUUCAUCAAAAUAAUUAUUCUUGAACUGCACUGUGUAAUAUUUUUUUACUUUGUUUGCUCUACCCUAUGAUAAUAUAAGAGAGUGCAUUUACUUGGUGGAGGUAGGAUACAUAGUCUGUUACAAUGCUAUUGCAAUGAUUUUAUUAGAACAACUCUUCUUAUUUUCUGUACUUUUAUUUAAAGUUAAAAGAUUUAUAAGGAAAAUAGAAAACCAAGACAUGGUUGAGCUGAAGUAGCUCUGAAAAAAUUGUACAUCGACAUAACUUUAUGUUAUGGGAAAGUUACUAUUGAAGAGUGAUUCCGAAGAUGUGUGAAAAUAUAUUUAUAUUUAAAUGAUUGUAUAAUGACAUAACUUUGUGUUAUGGGAAAGUUACUAUUGGAGAGUGAAUUUGAAGAUGUGUGAAAAUAUACCGAGAGAUACAGAUUGAAGGAAAUGAAUCUCCGUCAAGUGUAGCAUUUUUUUUUCUAAAUUCACUUUUUGGUUGCAAUUUUCAUUUGUUUCCCGAAUUAUGCCAGUUGAAAACAAAUGCAAUAGCUGAUGAUAUAAGUGUUCAACCCUAUAUAGCGCAGCUUAUUUUUUAUUUAUUUUGGUCAUGCAGGCUAAAGUUGCAUUGGAUUUGUUCAUGAAAUCAUAUUUUUGAGCAGUUGGUCUGACAUGCACUGACAAAAUGUUGCAUGACUCCAGAACCGCAUACCCCCAAGUCGCGAUAUGGUCUUAAAAGUUGUGCAAGGCUAGAGAGGUUUAAAGAAAAUGCUAUUAUACAUAACAGAUGUUGAAUGGAACUGUAUGUAUUAUAAAUUUCAAAUGCAUUCAUCAUAAAAAAAUAUUGAUUGCAGAAUACAUUGAUAUAAUUGAGACAUGACUUUCUUACAAACAUAAUGGAACUGAUGAAGGAAAUUCACCCCAACACUAAUACAACCACCGUAUAACCCUAUAUAAAUAUACAUAAGUGCACACACAAGAUUUGAAGUCAUUUUAAACUAUAUAUUGAUUUCCCAUUGAAAUGGUAAAUUAAUGGUAGCUGUGUUAGUGCCGCCAUUUUUCAUCUUGUUGAUUUUUAAAAAUAUUGGUUUGUUUGUGUUUGACAAACUUCACAUCAAAAUACCAGUUUGAUAAACAGGUAUUUUACUUUGUUUGUGCAGAUGACUCUUGUUUGAUGACAUUCAUGUGCUCUUAUUUUCUCUCCAGUAAAAAAAGGUGAAUAAAAUUGAUUUUUGCUAAUUUUUCUAUGGUAUUUAAUGCAUUUCUAUAAUGAACUCUUGGUAUACAUCCUUGUAUUCUUGAUCCAAUGAAUCUGUACUCACGUAGUGGUGAUUGUAAAUAUAACGUUUGAAAUAAAUAUUAUAUAAA